CUCCUCAAGUGGCUUUUCUCGUCGCGGGAGGCGGAGAAAAAAGAGGAGGGGAAAAAAGAGAAGGAAAAGGAGAAGAAGGAGCGAGAAUAAAACGAUUAGAGCAGAAAAAUUACACCGCACCUCACUUAUCACGCUCACCGGACACGCACUCUUCAUUAAUGUGGACCUAUUUACUGCAGUCACGAUCCAUCAUGGAGAGCCUGAGAGUCUUGGGCUUCAGCAUGCUGCUGUGUGUGGCUUUCUCUGAGACUCAGAAUGUGAAAGACCAGCUGGUGUUCCUGGGCGAGGAUUAUCACAUCUUGUUGCCAGCAGGCGGCGCUAUAGUGACCUUCAAGCCCAGGCUCGGUCCAGAAGGCCGGGAGAUGGAGAUGAUCAAGGACGGGGAAAUUGUAAACCAGCGGGUCAAACUGAACGAUGCUCGGACUCACCUGAUUCUGGAGAACGUCGGAGAGAGCGACGAGGGAGUGUACAUCAUCCAAUCUGAGCAAAACAAUCAGGACAUCAAGUGGCUCAAUCUCAUCGUCAGAGAUUGCACAAUGGAAUCGAGUGUGAUAUACGGAGGCGAGUUCCACGUUUCGUUGGUCGACGUCACUACCCCGAUAAGCGUGGGCUUCCGUCCCAUCGCCGUGGAGGCCAAUCAGACCUCUUUGCCUGCGACAGAGCUACUGAAGCUCGAUGGAAGUUUGAAGGAGAGUUAUGAGGGCCGCAUCUUCAGUAACGAGCAGCGGCUUGUCCUGAAAGCCGUAACCGGGGCUGAUGAAGGCAGCUACACCAUCUCUGACUCCAUUGACAAAGUGAGCAAGAAGAUCUGCCUUAAUGUGAAAGAGCAGGAAAACUUUGUCACAGUGCCAUAUGGGGGCAAGUUUAAGCUGAAUCUGCACAUGAACAGCUCCUCUGCCCGUCUGAUCUACUCAUCCGACUCCAAUGGCUCUAACAACUUCAGCUGGGUGAUUAUGGAGAAAGGCGAGCUGAACCUGCCUCCUGAGCGCAACAUGGAGGGCCGGUUCUCUAUGGAGGACUCUGUGUGUAUCCUGGAGCAGGUGACGCCCAGUGACUCAGGACUGUACCAGGUCACUGAUCUACAGGGCUUCUCCGUGUCCAAAAUCCACUUGGGGGUGGGACCAUAUACGCUGCCUAAAGUAUUUGUAGCCGUGAUUUCACUUGUGGCUUUGCUGGUGGUGCUGCUGUUGGUGUGUUUGGUGUCAUGUUUGGUGAAGGUGCGCAGAAGGGCAGCAAAAGCCCGGGCCAUUGAGAAGAUUGCAAAAAAUGCAGGCAAAGAAGAAGGAUCCGCCUUUAGACAGGUAGUGAAGGAAGCUUGCUCCCGUCAGACUGACGAGGCUCCUGCCCUCUCACAAAAGGAAGAUAUUACAGAGAAAUCCCAGAGCACUGAAAUCAGCAUUAAGGGUCUGGAAGUUUCUGCUAAGGAUACAAGUAUCCACGAUAAGAACCUGGAGACCAGCGACUCAGGAGUAGGCUUCACCACUGCUGGCCUCCCACUGGACAGUGAUACUGAGGCGCCAACAGUACCCCUUACGGAAUCUGACAUUCUGAGCUCCUCUGUUGCUACUGAUGCCAAACCUACUGCAAAGCAAGAGUCCAAACUCACUGUGUCUUCACCUCCCAAGCCAGCAACCACCCCUGAUGCUAAGCCAGCACCGUCUCCCGACCCCAAACUCUCUGUUACACCAACGACAGAAACAAAAAUGGCCAUCUCACCCACUCCUGAGUCCAAACCGAGCUUGAGUCCAUCUCCAGACCCUAAGCCCGCAGUGACACCCGAGUUGAAAACAGCAGUUAGCCCUACUUCUAAAGCCACAGUCAAACCAACUUCCACUCCUGAAGUCAAACUAACCCCAAGUCCUGGAUCAUCAAAGGUGGUAACACCAACUCCUGACUCCGAACCAGCCGCAGCUUCAACUAAAACGGCAGUGUCCCCAGCUUCUGAUCUUAAGCCAACCAAACCUGACUCCACACCAUCUGCCCUGAGUCCAUCAGCAGCACCUACGUUUGAAGCCCCUGAUAAAAAGCUUGGCCCCUCUCCAUCACCAGAACCCAAACUGGCUCUCUCACCAACCCCUGAUGCAAAACCCACCACCAAUGGUACCCUUGAGCCCACCCCAGAUAUAGGAUCUUCUGACGCAAGUGAAAUCCCUGCAAAAACCCCAGAGACUGAGAAAAGCUCUGUCAAAGCUCCUGAGUUAAUCUCGACCGAUGAUCCAGCUCCAGAGGCCAGCAAGCAAGACUCCAACAGCGACGGUGCUCCUGCAUCAGUUGUAGCGGAAACAUCUUCCACCUGAGGUCCAAACCACUGCCUGAUUACUGCUCCCUCUUCACGUCUUUUAACACCGCUGACAAUCGAGAUCUAACAACAAGCAAAGACUCUUAUUAUGAAGGAGGGCAACUUUAGUCUACUAAACCUCACACUUUACGCAUAACUAACGUCCACUGUAUAUUUAACCUGAAUGAAUUCCUAGUUAAUCACUUUGUAAAACCGUUCCAUAGACACAGAGACGUACCACUACAGGAACCACUACAGGUAUUCCAUAGACUGUUUAUUUAAUGCAAGCCAAGAAAGGCUGCCCCUUACAUGCAAACAAGAUGUACAGAUGCAACAUCCUCAUGAUACCUAAAUAUGAUUCCACUGCAUGCAAAAAAAUAAUAAUAAUCAAGAGAAUGAACUAACUUCAAUUAAUCUUUGAUGUAUCUGGAGAUUGUGGUAGUGAACUGGGUGACUGUGACCAUAGACCCCAAAAGAACACUCGUCUGUUUCUUCUUCUUCAUCAUCUUCUUCAUACCCCAGAGACAUUGGCUCCAUAAGUUUCUUUUCAAGCAUUAACAAAUAACAUCCACAUCGGUAGGAAUAUCAACAUCAGUGCAAAUUAGAAAGAUAAUCAUUGAAGGUUAAAAGGUAUACUGAUCUAAACAUGUUUUUCUUAAACAUGUUUGAGAAAAGUUUACUUGGACUUUGGACUUGACACAGAACAACUAACUUAACAAAACCCACAACAUUAACCCGGAACAUUCUGAUGGACCUAUUGUUGGAGUCAUUCCACUGAAACCUAAAAACAAAAAAAAAUCCAGGCCACAUUACAAACUCUAAACACCAUUUCACUGGAUCUUCUCUCCCAACGUCUAGACACAAAGCAGAGCUUUUCACGGGACUGACUUUAAAAAGGUAAUCAAAAAAAAAAAAAAAACAAACAAAAAAAAACUCUAACAUCAUAACAUUCCCUCCUUUGGAGUAAUUUCUAGUGUUAGAUAAUUUCAAUAAUAUAGGCAAAAAAAUAUAUUUAGAUUUAGAUCUAUCUGGCAUGAGUCUGUUACAGUAUGUGUUUAUGGCUGCCUAUUCUUACUAGUUUUGAAUUGUGUAAUGUUUUAUGAGGAACUGCAAGAAUGCUCUUGAUUGGGUCCCAAAUACUUGUAGAUUUCGAGGAAGGGCAGUUACAACAAGGUUUAGGUACUGAGCGUAAUCUUGGACGUAAAUUGGUGCUUUUAAUCCAGGAAUUUUAGGAACAAUUGAUUGGUUGAUUGAUUCAUUGAUUGAUUGAUUUCCAAAAAGUUUACCAUCAGCUGUCAGAAUCCGUUUACAGAUUUUCGGGUGCCUCUUGUGGAAUAUGAACACGACUGCCCUUUUGCUAUUGCACCAGUAGUGUAGGAAAGGAAGCAGUUCACCGGGUAUGAUUUUUUUCAAAUAUUUGGUAAUACGGUGUUGAGUGUUGCUCGUUUACAUGGUGUAACUACAGAAGGUCAGAUUUUAGUACCGGGCAGAUUUCUUUUAACGCAGAGGAUUUUGCCAAUGCCUCUACCUCGUAUCACACAUAGAGACACUAAGAAGGCUCACUUUACCGUAGUAAAAAGGUCUGAUCUGAGUUUCCGAUUAAAGCACAACACUUGAUCUCGAUCUGAGGCUUUACUACAAUUUUGAAACCGCGAAAUCUUCCCUCCUUGACCUUUGAGAAUGGCCUUGUUCUUUAUACGUACGCCUUUUACACUCGUAUGAGUAUUAUGAAUCGAGAUUUUAAAGCCAUGAUGUCUUGUAAUGUAAUAAGACACAGCACAUAACAGGAGCAUGUAUGUAAGUUACUUGCAUUACCCACUCUAGAUACAGUAAUUAGACACCUUGAGCUUAUAAGUUUCUAUCUGACUACCUUUUUUUAAUCUCUGAAUAUAUGGUAUGAGAAAUCUUGCUCAGUAUCUUUAAAAAAAAACUAAAGAAUCAGAUAGAAUUUUAUAACUCUAAAGUCUCAAUUCUUAAAUGGCUUCGUAAUAUUAUUUAUGAUCCAUAAUUCGUAGCUGUAGCAUUAACAGGGGGAAUAUUAGCUACCAAUAUUACCAAUAUUAGCAAAUAAGUUUUCAGUCACUUUCACUUUUCUCUCUCUCUCUCUCUCUCUCUCUCUCUCUAACCUAAGUGCUAUAGGCUAUGAGCCGUUUUUCUCCCCAAACAGCUGGUCUGUCAUUUCGAGAUCGAUUUAAGCAAUACUUAAGUGCAAAGCCUAUGCAUGUGUGCGCACAUCAGUCAUAUGAAGGCAAGAGCUCCAGAAAACGAGUUAUGCAAGGCAAUGACAAAGGAUAUGUUUUUUUUUUUUUUUUUGUGAUGUCUUCACAAAAAAAAAGUACACUUAUUAAUUGGUGAAUUGCACAUCUAGUAUAUAAGCAUGCUCUUACAUUGUCCAUAGUAAUAUUUUAUUUAGGCCUGUAAAUCGAAUCGGAUCCAGAAUGCAUUUCACUGCAUUUUGUAUAAUUCAUCAAGAGAUCAGAAACGCUAUAUAAUGAAAAAUAAAUAAGGUUAAGAAUGAACAAUAACAGUACAUACACGAAGAUGUUCGGUUAUAUGGCAUGAAUCCACUCGGGAACUCAGUGAAUUAUUGUAGGUUUAAUUAAAGCUUCUUACACAACUUCACAACUUAAUCACCACUCAUCAAAAAAAAAAAAAGAAAAGUGGAAAAAAAAAUCCCCAGUAAGUAUCUUCUGUACACUAAAGUGAUUCUCUACAGCAUGGUAGUUCUAGUACAAUGGAGUGCAUCAGGGUCUACAGAGUGACAGGAAAAGGGCAGGCAUGCGUAAUCGCUGUUGCCUUUGCACCAGAUGAAGGUUAAGUGCCUUGCUCAGGGGCACAACCACAUUCAAACAAAGCAGAACGGGGCGGAUCGCGUCUGGACCGUUCUCACAGACACCAGCUCUUAAAACUUUGUAUGAUUUCGCUGCAAUCCGUUCACUACCCUGUAAACUCUUCAACCUGUCACACGCUUCACUGCGACGCAAAGACACCUGGACACCACUGACGAACGCAACGCUAGUUUAAACAAUUAUCUAACCUCUAGAAGAAUAGUAGUCAUUGUAUCUAAGUGUGUUUGUUAAAAAAAAGGUAAAGGUAAAGCAUGAACUCAGUGCAAUCAUUUUAUGAAGAAGUGAUAACAUGCAUCCCUUUUGUAAAAAAAAAUACAAAACAAAAAAAAAAAAAUAUGUGCUGUUUUGUUUAAUAUUUAGUGUACACCUAAAAAAAACAGGGCGGUGCAAAGAGUUUUUUUCUCCACACAUAUUUGUAGUGUGUGCGCAGUAUGCGUGUGUAUUCCGUGUUUGGUACUUAUAUGUAUUUACUAUCAGCACCAUGAGUAUGCAUUAAAUGGGUGAGUGUGUGUGCAGGGUCUGUGUUUAUAUUAAGGCUACACUGGAGAAACGAUGGAUCGUGAACGCUGCUAAUUGCAGGCAUUUCCUGAAGAAUUUCAUAAGGAAAGCAGCCCAAGUUUUAAAGGGGUGGUAAAACACGAUUUCACUUUUCUAACUUUAGCUAGUGUGUAAUGUUCCUGUUUGAGCAUAAACAACAUCUGCAAAGUUACAACGUUCAAAGGUUUAAGCAAAGGGAGAUAUCUGCUUUUAAAGAAAUCCAUUUCUAAGGUCUACGGCAGGGGGCACGGUGGUUAGUGGUUAGCACGUUCGCCUCACACCUCCAAGGUUGGGGGUUCGAUUCCCGCCUCUGCCUUGUGUGUGGAGUUUGCAUGUUUCCCCCGUGCCUCGGGGGUUUCCUCCGGGUACUCCGGUUUCCUCCCCCAAUCCAAAGACAUGCAUGGUAGGUUGAUUGGCAUCUCUGGAAAAUUGUCCGUAGUGUGUGAGUGAAUGAGAGUGUGUGCGCCCUGCGAUGGGUUGGCACUCCGUCCAGGGUGUAUCCUGCCUUGAUGCCCGAUGACGCCUGAGAUAGGCACAGGCUCCCCGUGACCUGAGGUAGUGAGUGAGUGAGGACUACAGCAAACGGCCGGUAAGGACUACACGACAUUCCUCCAGGGUUGCUGACGUCACUAAGCCCAAUAUUUACAUAAACCCCUCCUCCGUGAAUAUUAAAUAAGGGGGGCGUGUCCAUUUUAUAUUGCUGUGGAGCAGAGUUGUGGUAUAGUUAGUAGGCUGGAGUGUCGUUGCCGCGAUGCCGACGAAACGCUGUUAUUUUCAUCCGGAUUGCAGGUCCACUUUGUUCAGCCUUCCUAGGGACGGGGAAGUUAGGGAUCAAUGGUUAAAAUUUAUUUAUAACUCGGUCCCUCAUAAUUGGUAUGGUUUUAUUGACUACUGGUAAAGGUAAGGGGCGUGACGUUUCCGAAAAACGUGCACUAGGCGGUUAGCGGAUCACAACACACUGGGCCAGCUAACCAAUCUAAGCCCAUUGCUAUUUUUGAGGGACUGGCUUCAUAGAACCCGGAAGCCAUCAGACCGUUUUACAAGGAGGGACAGAGCUGUGUAGAAUAAAGGGAAAAUAUAUGAAAAAUAAUGCAAUUUAAAAAAAAAACAAAAACGAAGCAUGAACACAUGUUACAGUGCACCACACAAACACAAUCAAGCCUUCAAAAAAACGUGUUUUACCACCUCUUUAACAUCCCGCUGCCCGACUCUCUCUCUCUCUCUCUCUCUCUCUCACACACACACACACACACACACACACACACACAUACAUUUACAGCAUUUGGCAGACGCCCUUAUCCAGAGCGACGUACAUAAGUGCUUAAAUCUCUAACAUUGAAUACAUUAAUGCUGGCUCACUAAGUUACAUACUUAAGAUACCAUGAGUUUAAAACAUUUGUUCAAAGUUACAAUGAAAAAGUGUCAAAGGUUUUUUUUUAAAUGCAAAAGAUAAGGAAAAAAGUGCUAGUUGAAGUGUUUCUCUCUCUCUCUCUCACACACACACACACACACACACACACACAGAGACUCAAAAACUUACUUGUGAUCUAAUUGUUUGGCUCUGACAUCUGGAGUGACAGGUUGUGAUGUGAUUUGAGGUGAAAUGACGGCACAGAUGCUGAUGUUUGAUCCGUGACGUGUUUGAUUAUAGAUUUUAGAAGCUGGAGAGAUUUUUAUUUGCUCUUCAGAGACUCAGCAGGCCAUUUGCUGAAGCAUUUCAUUUUAGAAACUUGAACUAAAAGUAAAAUAGCUUGAAGAUAAGAGACUCUUGAUGGGAAAAGAAAGGUUGAGGCAUCUGGUCUGGAUUGACAUUAUGAACUAUUUCACAGUCAUGGUGGAUUUAAGGUUUUGAGGAUGACUAAUCAGUGUGUGUUUCUUUGAUUGUUUGUUUGUUGUUGUUUUUUUUUAAUUGAAAAUGAAAAAAAAAACAAGUUUAGCUCACACUAAAAUGAAGUAAAGACACAUUUUACUUGCUUUAACUCGUUCAUCGCACAAAAUCUGGAAAAUUAAAUAUUCACCAAAUUGACCCGGAAAUACAAGUAGGCUUUUUGACAUGUUAUUCUCUCGAAAUUUAAUCUGUUUUAAUGUGAUAAAAAUGACAUCAACAUACAGUGCUGGGCAAAAAGACUUAAUGAAGGAAAAUACUGUAAAAAAAAAAGGAUAAUUGAAUUAAACCUUUCUACAUAAAAUGUAUAGAGAUAUAAAGAGCAAUAAACGGUAAUAAACUGAACACACUUUGAACCUUUUCUUAAAAUUGUCAGUAGUCUCAGAUUCAAAGUUUAUAUAAUACUUCUGGAGAUUUCUUUGACUGUUCUGCUUGCUUCGUCGUUGUUGUCUGUCCUUCUUUAUCAAUAUACAAAUCUUGUUUCUAUAAUAAGUGAUGUUUGGAAAAAUAUGUAACGUAACAGAAUUUGUGCUUAAAUUUAAAAAAAAAAAAAAAAAGGUGUGCGGUUGCCAAAACUUUAGCACAGCACUGUGUGUAGGUCUACAUCUCUGGUGUUUAAAUUAUCUUUAAAUUGCAGCCCCGGGAAUAAAAUCUUGCUGAUGAAUCCUUUUUCUCUUUAUCCAUGUCGUUCUGAAGUAUCGUUACACUCUUGUAUUUUUUUAAUAAGGCGUGCUGUGAGUCAUAUCAGCAGAACAACAGGCAUCAAACCUUAAUCUAACUCGCUUCUUGCUGUGUCUCAUGGAUCGCUGGUAUGGAUUAUAAUGCAUCUGAAACAAAGAAAAGCAAGCAAACGAGAUCAUUCGAGAGCUUCUUGUAAUAUUUAUUGUGUUAAAGCAAGAAACUUGUUUGGGUGCAAUGAAUAUUUUAUGAUGUUGAAACGGAAAACAAAUCAACGCAGCACACACAGACGAGGAUUCUUAAGCCGAGGUUCUACCGACUUUACACCCUGUUUUAUUUCCCUUAUCAGAUGUCUCAGAAUACAGUCAAACUCUUAGGAUUAUUUCUCAUCAAUCCCUUAAGCGUGCUCUAGCUGUAUGGAUGCUCAGAACCUAUGACUCAUUUGUGUGUGUGAGAGUGAGUGAGUGAGUGUGUGUGUGGUAAAAGCUUAGAAGACAGAGCAUAAGAAUGAGCACUCAGACUUACACAGGACAGUGAGGUUGUUAGCACUGGGCAGUUACAAAAGGCAACCUACAGAGUGUGUGUGUGUGUUUGCUCUAGUCGGCGUCCUGCAGGACAACACGCAGUUCCACUUGCCUCCGUCUCGUGUCCGUCACACGGCCCAGGUUCUCUUCGAUGACCUAUUUCCAGUCUGUCCAUCUCUGUAGCUCCGUUUUGCACAGACACAUAUGCACACGUUUUGUGAUGGAACAUGACAUUUGUUAUGUUAUAAUAAAAAGC
Tachysurus vachellii is the source of this 9007-nucleotide messenger RNA. RefSeq names its product G8 domain-containing protein DDB_G0286311. NCBI's taxonomy places the organism in Eukaryota, Metazoa, Chordata, Actinopteri, Siluriformes, Bagridae. Bases 159 to 2297 code for a protein of 712 amino acids. The record is from RefSeq and is a predicted model, not a curated record. The transcript is spliced from 9 exons.